AAAAAAAAAGAGAGGAAACGAAAGAGAAAAACUUUGUUUUAUACUCACAUUGUUGUCUAUUUCUUUGUGGUGCAUAAGUAUUUAGAUAAACAAUAGAUCACACGUCAUUUAUCACUUUUUUGCAACAGACGGCCUCCAUACGAUAAAACACGAUGGGUGUCAUUACCGUUAACAAAAAUCAGUUUCUGCGAGACGUUACACAACGCCAUCUUACCAACACUUGUCUAUUCACUGCUAGAGUUAUCUUGACACUGCUUGCACCAUAUCUAGACAUAGUUAAUUUUUAUUCAUUGAUGAUUUACAAGUUGAUAUUUUCAAUAUAUUUGGGAGUAGUAGAAGCGCUCAAAAAUAUGUGCUUUUGAUGAAAG
Gilbertella persicaria is the source of this 368-nucleotide messenger RNA. RefSeq lists its product as uncharacterized. The transcript has a single exon. Lineage: Eukaryota; Fungi; Mucoromycota; Mucoromycetes; Mucorales; Choanephoraceae. Bases 153 to 362 code for a protein of 69 amino acids. The record is from RefSeq and is a predicted model, not a curated record.